GGCUUCCAGAGCACUUUAAUACCAUAAUAAGCCAUGAUAACUGUUAUACAAUAGUGUUUUUAGCAUUGGAAUAUCAUUUCUAAGUGUUUUUAUUUUGACUUAUAACAGGUGAUGUGGUAGAUGUAUGCUUUGUGGAUGCUGCGCAAUUGAGAACACCCUGUUAACUCGGGAAGUACUAUCGCAACGAUAGAGAAGCAUAUUUGUGGUAUGAUUUACGUUAUAACUGUUCUUUAGCCAACAUGGAUGCUGACAUUGCGGAGGGGGCAGUUACCACUAGUGGUGAUGUGGCUGAGGGAUUCCUGGAAUCAGAUUCUUAUCGAUUUUUGUUUAUCAUAUGUUUUAUCACAGGAGUGGCAUUAUCUGUUGCACUAGUGGUAUAUUCGAUAUGCUGGAAGGCAACGAAUAACCCCGGAGGAUAUUCCCAUAUCUCUAAACCUUCUUUGAGCACUCUUAUUCUACUCUGCUACACUGGAUUAUACAUAUUAGGAUAUUAUUGUCAUUACCUCAAAACCACGUUCAGCAACUGCCAGCGUUGGUUCUUUGGUUGUGGAUUUGGGAUGGUCCUUUUCUCUUGGAUGAGUUUAAUUGCUGCUUAUACCGUUGAGAAUUCUCAUUUAUUUGGGUUUGAAUCAGAUGAUGGAAAAAAGAUAAUGCCAACUGUUAUCACAAUUAUAUUGCAAUUAUUUCAGCUGAUCGCUUUAGUCGGGUUCAUUGUAUGCGCCACCAAACAACAUUGUUUCGGGAAGUGUAUUACUACGCCUAGGAUCGUGUUCUAUGCUGUAGGAAUACUGACUGCUUUGUGGCUAUUAGGUUGUUUCGGUGCAUAUACCAUAAAGCUUUUAUUAAAACUUUCGUCCUCUGGGACAGGAGGUAAAUCGCCUAUCGAACCGCUAAUGGAGAUUACGAUCGCAAUAAAAGAUCUAAUGCCGAUAAAUUUCAUUAUUCUCAUUGCCCUCUCUAUCAGUGCUUAUCAGAUAAACCUCUGCUGUGUACCUUGGUCCGAGUGUGACUUAGUAUUCAUCAUGAUGACUGGCAUUACCCUAGGGCUGUUGCUCACCCUGAUUAUUUCUGCUCAUGACAGUAAAACCAACGAUCAUAAUAUUAGAUACACUUUGGCAUGUCUGGUAAAUAUAGCUACUAUACUACUCCUGGUGUUAAUCCACUUCAAGGAACCACUGUCACAGUAUUGGGCCAAGGACCGAUUGGCUUGUGGAAUACUGAGCUUGUUGUGUAUGUUGACCUGGUUGGGUGUGGCAGGCUUUAAUGACAAUGAGAUCUCAGGGAAGCCAUGGUUCUACUGCCUAGUCGUGUACGGUUUGAUUACAUUUGUUGGUGCUCUAUACUAUGGCUUCCGUAGUGGGCUGGUCAAGGAUUCAAUGACUUCUACUAAAAAGUGGUUCACUAAGAAGUGUGAUUCCAAAAAGCUCCAGGGGUCUGAGAAGGCUCCUGGAGGGGCUGCAGAAACCGUUGAAAACACAGACAGUACCGUUGGUGAGGCACCAGAGGCUCCUGGUGCCAACGCAUCCACGGACGACAAUGCCUCUACAUAAAACCGUUGUGAAUCAUGUUUUUACCAUAUUACUUAGA
Babesia bovis T2Bo is the source of this 1587-nucleotide messenger RNA. Its product is annotated as putative integral membrane protein. The record is from RefSeq and is a predicted model, not a curated record. The transcript has a single exon. The coding region runs from base 240 to 1550 and encodes 436 amino acids. Lineage: Eukaryota; Apicomplexa; Aconoidasida; Piroplasmida; Babesiidae.